UAUGGAUUCUGAAUAUCAACAACGUGUCCCACCUACUGCUUCAAAUAGACGACGUCGUGAAUUGGAUGUAGACCAUCAACGGGGACGAGGGCGUGGGCGAGGACGAGGUCAAGGUCGUGGUCGAGGUCGUGAUCCAGUUUCGGUAGAAUAUGAUAUUCCCAGUGCCAGUCAAAGUGAGGGCCGAAGCCAAAGACGAGUUGAAGGUUAUGAUAUGCCUGACAUUGGUGUGGAGGAUACCUCUUUACCUGAUUCUCCUCCUGUCCAGGAAGAGUACCUUACUCAUGCUUUUCCAGGUGGACCGAAUGAUCCGUCAAUACUGCGGAGUUUCAAUAGUCAUGUGGCUGCAGCUAUUUGGCACGGGGAG
Messenger RNA from Camellia sinensis, 364 nucleotides. Lineage: Eukaryota; Viridiplantae; Streptophyta; Magnoliopsida; Ericales; Theaceae. The record is from RefSeq and is a predicted model, not a curated record.